Messenger RNA from Sceloporus undulatus (fence lizard), 1172 nucleotides. It is a transcript of the gene ECHDC1, whose product is annotated as ethylmalonyl-CoA decarboxylase 1. The transcript is spliced from 6 exons. Gene Ontology annotation, cellular component: cytosol. Bases 257 to 1159 code for a protein of 300 amino acids. The record is from RefSeq and is a predicted model, not a curated record. Gene Ontology annotation, molecular function: enoyl-CoA hydratase activity. NCBI's taxonomy places the organism in Eukaryota, Metazoa, Chordata, Lepidosauria, Squamata, Phrynosomatidae. Gene Ontology annotation, biological process: fatty acid beta-oxidation.
UCCUCCUCCUCUGGGAAACGUGGCUGGCUGCAUCCGCACUGCAGGAAUAAACCCGCUCUGACGCCGCUUUAACUGCCGUGCCUCUCAGUGCUUCCAGGGAACCCUGUGAUAGAGGCCUUUCCUGCAGAUCAGCCUCCCUUCCACUGACACGGAGGGCUCCUGUCUGCCCCAAAAGAUCUCUAGUCGCCUCAAAUAUGCCUUAUCUCCACUCAUUUUUAAUUGCAUAUUGCUGUUAUGUAAUUAUAAUAUUAUAGAAAUGACAAUCUUAUUAUGGAAGUGUUUCCAUCGAAUUACAAAUGGCAAGCUGUUGCAGCAAAGGACAAUGACCCUCUAUAACCAGACCCAUGGUUUUCAGGAGGAUAAAAUUAAAGCUAAACUCCAGCAGUUCAGUGGUGGAUCUGUUGACCUUUCUAAAGAAGAUGAUGGCAUUGGGAUACUCACACUAAACAACCCAAGGUUUAUGAAUGCAUUUACAGGAACGAUGAUGAUAGAACUACAGCAGCAAAUUGCUGAAUUGGAAAACUGGAAGGAUGGGAAAGGGCUUAUUGUCCAUGGUACAGAAAAUACGUUUUGCUCAGGAUCUGAUCUGAAUGCUGUCAGAGCACUGUCCAGCCCUCAGGAUGGGAUGAACAUGUGUAUGUUCAUGCAGAAUAUCUUAACCAGGCUCAUGAGGCUGCCUUUAAUUACAGUUGCGUUGAUUCAAGGAAAAGCUCUUGGAGGAGGAGCAGAACUAACCACUGCAUGUGACUUCAGGUUAAUGACCUUGGAGAGUAAAGUGAGAUUUGUCCACAAGCAAAUGGGCUUAGUGCCAGGCUGGGGGGGAGCUGCCAGGCUUGUAAGAAUCCUUGGCAGCAGCCUUGCCCUCCAGUUGCUAAGUGGGGCCGAGAAAGUGGAUCCAGAGAGGGCCCUUCGUCUUGGCCUGGUAGAAGCUGUACUGCCCUCAUCAGAGGAACCUGGAUCUUUACAAGAAGCACGCAUCUGGCUCCAUCCGUACACCAAGGGCCCGGCUGAAGUAAUUCAGGCUAUGAAGAAAAUCAUUUCAGCAGGAAGGGAGCUACAGUUAGAAGGUGCCUUGAGGACAGAAAAAGAGAUCUUUGGAACUGUUUGGGGUGGUCCUGCCAACUUGCAUGCCUUGGCUCAGAGAACAAAACAUAAAUGAAUAAUGCAUAAAA